AUGUCAAUACAUAGAAACUUGUCAAAUAAUAAACAUGGAGAAAUAUUGAUAAGAUUUGAAGUUCAAAGAUCACAGGAAAGGUGCUGGAGAAUGUUGACUCAUCAGAUCCAUAAUCAAUUGCUCUUGAAGAAUGUCAGGGUAGAGGUGGUUUAUGAGGAUAGUCCUGUGUUUGCUGAUGAAGAGGUAUCUGCAAUUGUAAGGUUUAGACACCUUGGUGAGAAACAACAACAACAACAAGAAGAUUCAAAUAAUGGUACAAUUCCUGAAGAUGCUCCAGUACGACAAUCAGAAACUUCUGAUGGUGAUAUCCAACAGCAAGGAGAAUCUAAUGAAGAAAAUGGAUGGUUUGGGAAAAGAGUCUCAAUGCAAUUAUCAAAUGCUGCAAGAUCUCUAUUCCUUGAAGAAGCUGAACAACAAGCUGAACAGAAACCCAAGUUAAGAAAUAAAUCAAUUGAUUUGCUUAUAGGUUAUAUUCAAUUAUCUGGGUUUUUUACUUAUGAUGAAGAAGUUAUUGAUCGUGAAAAAUUAAAAGAUUUUAGAAAUAAAGCUGCUGUGGCAGGUAAAAUUGGUGGAUUAGAAGGUUUAGAAUUAUCCAAAACACAAAAUGAAGGAAUUUUUGGAUCUGUUGCUCAUGGGAUUGGGAAUUUUUUCAAUACAACAACUGAUGAAUUAGAAGCUGAAGCUGAUUCAAAAAAACAAGAAUUAGAAAAAUUAAUUCCAUUUUUUUCAACAUCACAAUCUUUAUUAUUUAGUGAAUUAAAUUUAAAACCUGGUGAUGUUAAAACAUUUUAUUUUAAAUGUAAAUUACCACAUACAUUACCACCAUCAUAUAAUGGAUCUUCAAUUAAGAUUAAUUAUCAUUUUAUCGUUGGUGCUUCAUUAAACAAACAAAUACCCAAACCUUUAAAUAUUCAUUUCCCAUUGAAAAUAUAUCCUAAAUUUGAUGAAGAUGGAUAUCAACCAACUUCAAAUUUAGAUAAAUUUAUUCUUUUACCAUCUGAUAAAUCAUUAAAUGAAAUUGUGGAAUCAUCAAAUGGAAGAAGAUCAAGUUUUAAAUCAAUUAAAAAAAUCAUAUUAACAAAACCAAAAUUAUCACAAUCAAAUAAAAAGGAAAAAUUUUUAAAUAAGAUUGAAAAUUUAAUUGAAAAUGAUGAAAAUUUCAAUCAGGAAUCAGAUUUUAAUUUUGAUGAAUUCCAAAAUCUUAAUAAUAAACAAAUAAUUUCAAAUUUCAUAGAAUUAGUUAAUAAUAAUUCAAAUUCCAUCAUAAAUGAUUCCAAACCAAUCAGUAUAAUAAAAGAAGGUUAUAAUUUUGAAAAACAAAUUUCUAAAAUUCAAUCACAAUUCAUCAUUGCAAGAAAUGGUCAAAGUAUAACAACUCUAACUUUUUCAAAACCUUUUUAUACAAUAGGUGAAGAGAUUAAACUUACAUUAGAUUUACAAAACAAAGAUUUAAAAACAACAGGUGUCUUAAUCUCAUUAGAAAGUAUUGAAUUAAUAAGAGAUUCAUUCUCAGCAGAUAUAGAUUUAACAAAAACUUUACCAAGGAUAAUUCCUCAUCAUAAAGAAUCUUUUUCAACAUUUCAAACAUCUCAUUUACCAAUUUCAAUAAAUAUUCCAUUAUCAUCAACACCACAAUUCAAAACAAAUAUAUUUGAAAUUAAAUGGUGUUUAUCAUUAAAAUUUAUUUUAAGUGAUGAUGAAUUUUUAACAGAAUUACAUAAUGAUGAUACUGGUUCUUUAAAAUUAGGGAAAGAAAAUUUAAGUGGGACUGAUUUUGUUUGUAGGUUACCUAUAACGGUAUUACCAAGUUACAAAGAUUUUGGUGGGAUUAUAGCAUGA
This is a messenger RNA of Hansenula ciferrii, 1839 nucleotides long. RefSeq names its product Rgp1p (gene RGP1). Lineage: Eukaryota; Fungi; Ascomycota; Saccharomycetes; Phaffomycetales; Wickerhamomycetaceae. The transcript has a single exon. Gene Ontology annotation, cellular component: Golgi membrane; Ric1-Rgp1 guanyl-nucleotide exchange factor complex. The coding region runs from base 1 to 1839 and encodes 612 amino acids. Gene Ontology annotation, biological process: retrograde transport, endosome to Golgi. The record is from RefSeq and is a predicted model, not a curated record.